Arachis duranensis is the source of this 1082-nucleotide messenger RNA. RefSeq lists its product as uncharacterized. The transcript is spliced from 2 exons. The record is from RefSeq and is a predicted model, not a curated record. NCBI's taxonomy places the organism in Eukaryota, Viridiplantae, Streptophyta, Magnoliopsida, Fabales, Fabaceae. The coding region runs from base 355 to 891 and encodes 178 amino acids.
CCAAUCCUCUCAUACACUCAGAUCUAGAUUCUAUUCUUUAUUUUUAGUUUUACAGUUCUACUUCUAUACUAUAAAGUAAUUAAUCUAGAUACUUGAUCUUCUUUAUACAUAGUUAAUUAUACAGAGGUCGUUCACAAAUUGAGGGGAAUUGGAUUCCAAGAAUCAGAAAGAGCCAAUUAAGGGUGUGAAAUGUGCCACACUCCAUUUGAAGUAGUUGCUGUAGUGCUUUUUGUUGGGCACAAAGUAGAAGAAGUUCAGUGGGAGAAGGAGCGAUAACAGGACACAAGUACAACUUACAUACCAUUUUAGAUACUGUUCUUCAAGGAAUAGAAGGUUCAGAGCAUUCAUAACAAGAUGGCCAGCAGCGGCAAUAAUAAUAAAAUUCUGAGAGAAACAAAGUCUAUGUCAGCGGCCGAGACAACGGCCGCGGCAGCGGUGGAGGCAGUGUCGUCCGUGAAAUGCUACUGCUGCGGGCUGACGGAGGAGUGCACGCCGCGCUACAUCGACCGCGUGCGGGAGAGGUACGAAGGUCGGUGGAUAUGUGGACUGUGCGCGGAGGCGGUUAAGGAAGAAACGUUGAAGUCUCGGAGGGACAUUAGCACCGAUGAGGCGCUGAAGCGCCACGUAAGCUUCUUCCAAGAAUUCAGGUCUUCGAGUUCGAGUUCGGGCCCUCAGGAUUUGAUCCUUGCAAUGAAGCAACUCCUUCUGAGGUCUCUGGAUUCAUCUUCUUCUUCUUCGUCGCCGAGAAGUAGUGGCGGUGGAAGAAGACUUGGGAGAUCUCAGAGUUGUUUUUCGAGCGUGAAUAGUGGACCAACCUCGCAGCCAAAUCCACACUCUCAGAAUAGGAUUGUACAUGGUAGAGACAUUAGAGAGGUAUUGACCACUGAAUAAUCAUAAUUAGGUCUUUUCUAGUUUGUGACAUUUACAUCAUCGUCAUGAUUUUGAUAUCAAUCUCUGUUUUACUUUUAAUUUGAUUAUCUUUCUCGGUUUGAUUUGAUUUCGCUCUCUCUUCAAUUGUUCAGCUUAUGAAUUUACACCUUAAAUUGUGCAAUCAUAUUUAUUAUCUUUCUUUCAAUCAUGGA